This is a messenger RNA of Recurvomyces mirabilis, 1533 nucleotides long. RefSeq names its product ribosome assembly (gene RSA4). The record is from RefSeq and is a predicted model, not a curated record. Bases 1 to 1533 code for a protein of 510 amino acids. Gene Ontology annotation, cellular component: nucleolus. The transcript has 2 exons. Gene Ontology annotation, molecular function: protein binding. Gene Ontology annotation, biological process: ribosomal large subunit assembly. NCBI's taxonomy places the organism in Eukaryota, Fungi, Ascomycota, Dothideomycetes, Mycosphaerellales, Teratosphaeriaceae.
AUGGCCACCGUCCUCCCUCCCCCCUCCAAGCGACAGAAGCGAGACGAUGCUGCCCGUGCCCGCGACCCUGUCGAACAGCCCACCAUCCCCGAAGGCCUCCAGCGAAUACAAUUCCGCGAUGCAGAUACCGGCGCAGCACAAGGUCCAGUGGUCAGCGUAUCGUUAGCGGACUUGCGAUCGCAAAACUUGUCACUCUUGCUCAACAGUCUGCUCGGAAAGACAGAUCCAGCCGAUCGAUUACCUUACCGAUUCUACAACCCACUCGGCGAUGGCGAGUUCAACCAAGAGCAGAUCAUCAAGGCAUAUGUGGAUGGCACGACGACGACCGAGUUGCAACUGAACAUUCCAUGUCGUGCGGAGGCGGUGUUCAAGGUCAAGGCCGUGACGAGGUGCUCGGCGAGUGUAUCUGGGCAUGGCGAGUCGAUCCUGUCUGCCCAGUUCUCUCCUGCGACUUCGUCUCGACUGGCGACUGGGAGCGGUGAUAAGACGGCACGGAUAUGGGAUUGCGAUACAGGCACACCCUUACAUACCUUGAAAGGGCACACAGGGUGGGUUCUGGCAGUGGCAUGGUCACCGGAUGAUGGGGUGCUGGCGACAGGCAGUAUGGACAACACCGUGAGAUUAUGGGACCCAGAGAAAGGCACGCCGCUGGGUGGAGCGUUGAAAGGUCACACGAAGUGGAUCACGAGUAUAUGCUGGGAGCCGUACCAUCUACGAGAACCUGGUCGACCACGUCUGGCAUCUGCAUCGAAGGAUUAUACCGUGCGAAUAUGGGAUGCCGUGAGUGGUCACACAGAUAUGGCUCUCACAGGCCACAAAGGCUCGGUUACAACUGUGAAGUGGGGAGGUGCUGGAAACAUUUACACGGCGUCGCAGGAUCGGACAGUGAAGAUAUGGACAUCGGCAACGGGCACGCUUCUACACACACUUACAGCACAUGCACACUGGGUGAAUCAUCUUGCGCUUUCUACGGAUCACGUCCUGCGGACAGCAUACCAUGAUCAUCAAGGCCGUAAGGCAGUUCCAGACACCGUGGACGCGAAGCGCAAGAAAGCGAAAGAGCGAUACGAUGCUGCACUUGCGCCGGCGGGAGGGGUGGAAAGACUCGUAAGCGCCAGCGAUGAUUGCACAAUGUACCUCUGGGAGCCAUCGAACAGCAACAAACCAUUACAACGGAUGGUCGGUCAUCAAAAGCAGGUGAACCACGUCACGUUCAGUCCCGACGGCGCAACGAUAGCGAGCGCUGGAUUCGACAAUCAUGUCAAAUUGUGGAAUGCGAAGGAUGGGAAGUUCAUCAGUACGUUGCGAGGACAUGUAGGACCAGUGUACCAGUGUGCUUUCUCGCCAGACAGUCGGUUGCUGGUGAGCGCGUCGAAGGACACUACACUCAAAGCCUGGGACGUACGGACAGGCAAGCUCGCGGAGAAUCUGCCCGGCCAUCAGGAUGAAGUCUUCGCGGUCGACUGGGCGCCUGACGGCCAGCGGGUGGGUAGUGGUGGACAGGAUAAAGCUGUGAGGAUAUGGCGGAAUUGA